Ambispora gerdemannii is the source of this 567-nucleotide messenger RNA. The record is from the annotation of a GenBank genome assembly. NCBI's taxonomy places the organism in Eukaryota, Fungi, Glomeromycota, Glomeromycetes, Archaeosporales, Ambisporaceae.
AUGGAUAACGUUCAAACAAAGUUCAAAUACUACAAUGCCCAAUUUGACAAAGAACUUUCAAAGUACCCGCAGGUCAUCAAAUUGGAACAACAUACCAGCAUUCCAAAGACGUAUAUCGCUGCUGGAACUGCCUCAAUUAUCUUUUUAUUGAUUUUCUUUAAUUUCUGGGGACAAUUGUUGUCGAAUAUUUUGGCUUGGGGAUAUCCAGCGUACGCUUCCUUCAAAGCUAUCGAAAGUGUCGAUAAAGCAGAUGAUACGCAAUGGUUAACAUAUUGGCUCGCACUUCCUCAAUUCAAAGGCGCUCAAAUCGUCUACGGAAGAUUCUUGCGUCCCUUCUUGUUGAAUUACCAAGCUGACGUCGACAAAAUCGCCAGCAAACUCAGGGCAAAAGCUGAUCAUGUUGCAAACACCGCUAUGCAUGCUACGACACCUUACUCUCCAAAGUUGAAAAAUUUGUUGGAUUUAGUUAGCUCUAUUGCUUUGAACAAAAAUCUACGGGUCCAGGUGCUGUUAAGAGCAAGUCAGUCGUCUGAAGAACGUACUGAUGUGAGGAUUGUAUCACGAUGA